GUUUGCUGUGGAAAAUCUAAUCUCUUUCUGAGGUUCGCUUGAUUAUGUCAUGUGCAUAAGGAUGAUUUCUCCAGUGUGAAGUCAACUGGUUGGGGGCUUUAAUAACAUUGGCACCUAGAUUACUGUUUGAUUAACUGAGAAAAGGUAUUUGUAUGCUACAAAAGGACUGUUGUCCUCUCUUCCUUUGUUUAACCUAAUGAAGUUGACAUACUAGAAAUUAUCACAGGUGGGAAAGCAGCACUCUAGUCUCAUCUUUGCUACUAUCUGGCAAAGAACUCUUGAGGUCACAGACUUAUCUCCUGGUAUUUGUGGCACAGAAGGAGAUUCCUCUCCCAACCUCACUGGCCGUGAGUUACUGAACUCUAACAGUUUGGAGUUUGCCGAGGUAGCGUCUUUUUGUUGCACUGUUUUCACGUCUGUCUCUACUUGCAGACUGCCUAAUUCUUUUUCAUUUAAUUUAAAUUUUUAUUUUGUUGUUGAGAAUAUACACAGCAAAACUUACACCGGUUCAGCAGUCUCUACAUGUACAUAUAUUUAGUGGCAUUGAUUGCAUUCAUUGAGUUGUACAGCCAUUCUCACCUUCCUUUAAUGAGUUGUUCCUCCUCUAGUAACAUAAAUUCGCUGCCCCCUAAGGUUCCUAUCUAAUCUUUUGAGUUGCUGUUGUCAACUUGAUCCUAUAAAGAUAGUUCUUAAAGCAUAAUGUUCAAGGCAGACAUUUUUUACUAGUUAAACUAAACCAUUUAUUGGUUUUAAGAAAACUUCAAUAGAUAUUUUUGGUUUAAGGUUUAAAGCUUAUUUCAGGGCAAUAGUUUCAUGGGUUCCUCCAACCUUCAAGGCUCCAGGAAGUCUGGAGUGUGUGAAAAUUUGAAACUUUGCUUUGCAUUUUCCCCCUUUUGAUCAGAAUUCUUCUAUAGAGUCUUUGAUCAAAAUAAAUGUUCCAUAAUGGUAGCCAGGCAUCAUCCAGUUCUUCUGGUCUCUUGGCAAAGGAGGCAGUUGUUCAUGGAGGCAGUUAGCCACACAUUUCCCUAUCCUCUUAGUAUUCCUGACUUUUCUCCUUCCUCUGUUAAUCCAGGUGAAUAGAGACUAAUUGUUGUGCCUUGGAUGGCCACUUGCAAGGUUUUGCAAACUAAUUCUUUUUUUUUUCAACAAUAGUUUAUUUUAUUUAUUUUUUUAUUAUACUUUAGAUGAAGGUUUACAGAACUAAUUUCUCAUUAAACAGUUAGUACAUAUAUUGUUUUAUGACAUUGGUUAACAACCCCACAACUUGUCAACACCCUCCCUUCUCAGUGUUACCAGCUUUCCUCUCUGGUCCUGCCUUCUAGUCCUUGCCCCAGGGCUGGUGUGUCCUUUUAUUCUCCUUUUGUUUUAUGGGCCUGUCUACUCCUUGGCUGAAGGGUGGACCUUGGGAAUGACUUCAUUACUGACCUGAAAAGGCAUCCGGGGGCCAUACUCUCAGGGUUUCUCCAGUCUCUGUCAGAGUAGUAAGUCUGGUCUUUCUUUUUGAGUUAGGAUUUUGUUCUGCAUUUUUCUCCAGCUCUGUCUGGGACCCUCUAUUGUGACCCCUGUCAGAGCAGUCAGUGGUGGUAGCUGGGCACCAUCUAGUUGUACCAGUAAACUGCAUAAUUCUUAACUGAGAAUUUGUGGUUGAUUACACUACACGCCAGUACUGUGAGUUUUUCUAAGAGCUACAGGCUUGGUAGGCAUAUGAUGUGCCUUCCCUGUUAUUGCAGGUAAGAAUCUUAGCAAGUGUUUUGCCACUGCAUAACAAGGGCCAUUAGCUUUCCAGCCUGAGAUAUGUUUCCUAGCUGCCUGACCUCUAAGCCUUAUCAGAGUUUUUAGGAGUUUCUUACACGGCACUACACUUCUAAUUUACUGUAUCAGUUAAGGCAUAGGAUAGAUUGUUUGAGCAAAGAGACUCCAAAACGCAGGUGGCUCAAACAAGGUAGAAGUUUGUUUCUUUCUUAUGUGAUACUUCAGAGAUAGUCCUUCAGGUCUUGCAUGGAUCUGAAUUCCUGCUGUCUUAUUGUUACAUCAUGCCUUAAGCUAUGCUGUCCAUAAUGGUAGUCACUAGCCACAUGUGGCUGCUGAGUUCUUGAAAUGUAGCUAGUGUAACUGAGGAUCUGAAUUUUUAGUUUUUAUUUAAUUGUAAUUAAUUUAAAUAAUUGUAUGUGGCUAGUGGCCACCUGGAGCCCUAGUGGCAUAGUGGUUAAGUGUUUGGCUGCUAAAGCAAAGGUUGGCAGUUCAAAUCCACCAUCCACUCCUAUGAAACACUUUGAGGCAGUUCUCCUCUGUCCUAUAGGGUCACUGUGAGUUACAGUAAACUCUACAGCAGUGGGUUUGGUUUUUGGUUUUAGUGGCUACCGUAUAGGAGAGUACAGAUACAGAACUCUGCCAUCAUUGUAGAAAGUUUUAUUGGACAGCUCUGCUUUAGAGUGUUGACCUUAUCUGCAGGGUAUAAUCUGGCUCACCAGCAUCGUGUCCAUGUUCUAGCCCACAAGAAGCUCAGAUAGCUUCCUUUUUAGGAAUUGAGCAUGGAGUUGCAAACAUCAUUUCCUCUCGUAGCCCACUGGGCAGAACUUAGUUACAGCGCCACACCUAGAAUAUGUAGAACUUGCUGGGUGGUCAUAUACCCAGAUAAUACUUGUGGAGAGGUGGUCUUUUAGUAAAAGCAGAAGAGAAGUGAGGAUAUUGAGGGACAAUUAAUGUCUUCUGCAUAUGUAAUUCUGGAUUUACGUUGUUCUUAUGACUAGCAGUACAAAAGAAAAAGUCUCUCUUUCCUGGUUCCGGAAAUAAUCUUGUUAACCUGGCUUGGGUCACAUGUCCGUUCCUGAACCAGCCACUGCCUCUAGGUCAUGUCUUUUCACCCCAUGUAACAGAUUAGGAAAAGUUAUCCCCACUUGAGCCUCAUAGAAUGGUUUCCCAAAGAAAGAGGGUUUCUGUUGCCAAAAAGGUGGAGUGUGAGAGUGAGAAGGAAGAGAGUGCUGGACAUUCUUGUAACCCCCAUGACAAAAAUUUUAAUUAGUGCUUACUAUGUGCCAGGGUCGUUGUAAUGCCUUAUAUACAGUCUCCUUUAAGAGCAAUUCUGAGAGGUAGAGUUUUUCGAUGUUUUAUGAUUGAAGAUGUUAAGGCAAAAAAUGAGUAAGCUGCUCCAGUUCAUAGUAAAUGAUCAAAAUGUAAUACAGACAUGAGCAUUUUCACGCUAAACUCUGCUGUUUUUACCUUCCAUAUUCCGCUGCCUCACUCUACUAUUCUUUUAUGGCCACCUUAGUAAUUGCUAAAAAAAAGUAUGUUUUGUAUAAAUUUCGGAGCGCAUAGCUCAUUCUGUCUUGCACUUAGGUUCUGUUUAUAGAUUUAUAUGUAAUGAUUUAUUCCUGGGUCACUACACAUAAGUAGUAGUAGUAGUUCUGGAAUGCUUAGGAGUUGGUUAGAAUACCAGAUUAUAAGACUCCCUCCAAAAACGACUUUAUCCAAGGGUAGCUGGUUAAUGUUGUUCUAUUACGUAUUGUUGUUUCUCUAAUCUCCAUCUUGGAAGACUUCAUGUGAAUGGUUUAGAUAUGGCUUCCACAGAUUGUAAGUAGCAUACUAUUUACCAAUUCUGGAACUUCAGAUCAAAAUUCUUGUAGAUGACCUUUUUCAUCAUAGUGCUCAAAGUGUGAAAUAUGAAUGUUUUAGAUCCUGCUGUCUUCCUUAAUUCAUGCUCUCAGGUAAAGAUGACAUGUAAGCUGAAUCUCUGAGAACCUCAUAGAAAAGUGACAGGAUAAAACCUUCUUUCUGGGGUGGUCAGAUGAGAUAAUGUAUGUGAAAACAUUUUGUGAACUAUAAGGAUCUCUGCAAAUACUAGUUAAGACUGAAGCAUGAAGAAAAAUGGAGAGCUUUGUGAAAAUGGGGUUAAUGACUAGUAAGAUGUUUGGCUGUUUUUAAUACAAUUUAACGCCUGUAAUUUAGAAACACUUUACUCUUUCAUUUUCCUUUUCAAUUUCAUUUGAUUUGAUUAUUUUAUUGAAUUUAUAGAUUGCCAGUAAAGCUUUUCAGCUGUAAUUGUGCAUGUGGAUUAAUUUAUUUUAGGUAGAGAUAAUAUGUUUCUCUGUAUGGAAUUGGAAGUUUUUAUUGUAGUAGACUGAAAAUUUUUACUUAAAUGAAGUUUUUUUCUUUACUGAUUGCUCAGGUUGUUACUUUCUAUAUGUGAAGGAACUUCCUGAUCUUUUUGGUUAAAUUAAUUACAAAUUAUACUUGUUUUUAAUACUGCUAAAUAGUAUAGGACUUUUUUCACUAUUAAUAUUAUAUUAUUAAAUAUAUUGAAUUUUAACUGAAUUACUCUUCUUUCUCUUAUUGUUUGGCUUCUACUUACACAUCCUUUGUUUUAAGGAAGAACCCAAAAUGAUGUAUGGUAUUUGCAGAACUAGCAUCAAAUUGAAAGUGUUCACUUUGGAAUACUUUAUAAUAAAGAUCAUAUUUCUUCAAGACUAAAUUAUGUUUUAAAUUUUUGAAAAUAAAAUCUGAGAUAAAUUCUUUACCAUCCCUCAUCUGUUUAUUCCUUAUCAAACACUCAUCAAGCUAUUGCUAUGAGCUAUGCUAUCGAGUGGGUAAGUACUUGGUGACAUUAAGGAGCUAAAAAUACUAGUGAUAGAGACAGACUUGUAAAACAGGUAUGCACCCACUCCUCACUUAUUGCUGUGGUUAGGUUCCAAAGACCAAGUCAUUGUGCAAAAAUUGGCCUUAUGUGAAAAUAGAGGAUUUGUUUUUCCAUUUUCAGACUUUCCAUUUGUCUGAUUUUUUUUUCUUAUUUAGAAAAUAUGAUUAUAGAAAUAAUAACAGCUAGGAUUUACUGAUAUGCUGAUCAGUGUGAUGUGUCCAGUAAUUUAUUAUCUGUCUAUAGAGAAGGAGGCUUGGAGGAGACAAAGUUGGAUAAAGCCAGGCUGUGUGACAUUACUUAACCACUUCAUCUUCCUCCUGUACUGGGUCAGAGCUUCCCUUGAGGAGCGACCUCCAGGGCUCCACUUCCACCCCUGCAAGCCCUGCAUUCACAAUCCUGGAGCUUGCUCUGUCCUCCAGGCUGGCCUGCUGUCUUCUUGGAGGCUGUAGCUGGGGAGUAGGCUAGACCUGGUGUCCCUGCUGGCUGGAGGGAGUGGGGGGCACAGGGCAGCUCGGCCUAGGGCAGUUCAGCCUAGCUUCCCAGAAGCCACUCGGGGACGCUCCUUUAGGGAGGGGACUCUCCGCAGCCCUUGCUGCCAAGCCUGCUGCCUCGUUAAUGCACAAAAUAGUCGGAUAGUAGAUUUUUUUUUUACCAUUGUUGUAAAUGAGAAAUGUCAGAUAAUGAGAUAGUUGAUAAAUUAGGAGUAGUGUAUUACAGUGUAGUUGAUGUAUUAAAAAUUUUUUUCAGAAGGAACAUCAUCCACACAUAUAAAAGCCUGCAUGGAGAAGAAGACCACAGGCUAUGGGAAACGCAACCCCAGGAAAAUAAAUCUUUUAGACAGAUUUUUAAAGGCUGCGUUUCUGAACAUCUUGAUGAAGCUACAAAAGCCACAGAGUGUCUCUUACAAAUAAGAGUUAAUAAAGGCACUUUGCACUUUUACAUCCCAGUGUGCAUGAGGGAUAAAGUAAGUUGCAUUUUCCCCCACACGAAUAGUAUAACAGAGAUUAAAAGACAAACAAACUUGAACAUAUUCAGAGAAUAUCUGAAGACUUUAGAAUGUGUUAUUUGUGGAAAUACUGAAUGAACAGAAUUAAUUUGUAUGAAGUAAGGAGACUCUGGAAUAUGGUAACUAUCUUCACCUGUAAUGUGACAGUGAACAUUUUAUGAUUCUCCUAAAUGAGUAGAGCUAUAACUUGAAUGGAAAUAAUGGGGUUGAAUAGAUUUGGGGCCAGUGUUUGGAACUUUAUAACAGCUUUCUGGAGAGUUUUUUUUUUUUUUUUUUAACACCACAUCUUAACGUUUAAGCGUAUGCUGAGGGGUUGAGAUUCUGUAAUGAAGAUUGCACAAAGGAUUAGUUGUGUGGGUUAAAUGACCUUUUAGGAUUAGAUUCUGGAUUAAAUUUUGGGUAUUUAAAUAGAAUAUGUACUGGUUCUUAAAUUUCCCUAGAAUUUUAAAAUUUAUACUACAGAGGGAGAGAUAAGAGUAAUGGGAAAUGCACGUACUUCUCUUCCCCGUUCAUUUCCUUUCCUAGGAAUGAUGAAACAAACCAUAUUUCUGUGGCUUCUCUGCUGUAGGCUGAGCAGAUGCUACUAGGGUUCUAGAUAAAAUGGUACAGUGUCAAAGAUUUGAACAGGCUGUUUUCUAAAUCUCAGAAUCUUUAAAAUGUAUUCCUAACUCAUUUUGUGGACUGUUCUUUCACUUGUACCUUUUCUUUCUGUUUUCUUACUCUGUACCCGUAUAACCGCCUUAUAGUCCCAAGAUCCUCUCCUCCACCUGAUUCUGCUUUCUAGCUCCAGCCAAAACUCCAGUACCUGAGUUCUCUUGACCUGAUCCAAGUACUAUAAUAUACUUCAGUUGCGUAUGUGGGAGAUGUUUCCAUAGGAGGAAAAUUUCAACAGAUCUUCUUGUCUUUUAUACCAAGACAUAAAAAAAAAAGUGGUAUUGCAAUUGUUUGUCUUUUAUGCAUAAGCAAAUUUGCUUUGUGUCCAGUGGAGCCCAGAAGAGGACCUAUUUAUUGGCUUAGGCAGCUUUGAAUGUUGAGGUACAUAAAUCUUAAUCAAGUGCUGAAGUCCUCCUGACCUCACUACCAUAAGCAGAAGUUUCUCUGAGAAUCUUAAUUACACAGUUAGGAAGUAGAGUCAGAUUCCAAUUUCAUUAAACCCCAGGCAUGUGAGCACUUGUUGAUUUCCGUGCAUGACAAAAAAUUAUAUUGUUCUGAGAAUAAUCCAUUGUCUUUGUAUUUAUUUUCUUACCAAUAUUUCUCUUAUAAAAAGCAUGAUGAGGAAGGAGUUUGAAGCUGAGUUGGGCAGUAAUGAGGAAUGAGUUUGAAACUGCUUUAUUACCGUGACUUUGGUAAAGUUACUCCAUGUUCUUCAUCCAUGUUGGGCUGAAUGAUUCCUUUCUAACAGAAUUUUUAUAAAGAAUGGAAAUAAUCUAUAUAUCUAUACUGUCUUACACAUUAGAGGUAUUCAUUAAUUAUUACAUGUUAUUCUGGAAUGUAAUAAUUAAUGAGUACCUCCAGUGUUCAAACCCUGUAAAGACUGUUGGUGUGUGCCGUCUAGUUGAUUCUGACUUGUAGCAGCCUUCAUAGGACAGAAAGAACUGCCCCAUCGGGUUUCCUGGGCUGUAAUCUUUAUGGGAAACAAUUACACCACCAGGGCUUCUCCCGUAAAGAUUCAGCCUAGAAAACCUUAUGGAGUUCUGCUCUGUCACAUGGGAUUGCUGUGAGUUGGAAUCGACUUGAUAGCACCUAACAGCGCCACUCUGGAAUGAAAUUACCCUUGUUCUUUUCUAGUCAGGAGCAGGUUUCUUCACCUUUUUUUGGGUCAUGGAUUUUAGUGAGAUUCUGAUGAAAUACGUGAACCUUUUCUCCUCUGAAAUGUACAUAUAGCAUUUUGCAAUUUGUUUCAGGGGGUAUAGAGUGUUUGAGAUCUGUGAACCAUGGGUUUGGAGUUUUAGGUCAAGAAUAUUGGAUUUCAUCUUUUAUCCACUGAGGAGUUCAUUAACUUCCUGUGCUUUUAUCACCUUUAAAAUUAAAAAGUAAAUAAUCUUUUCUAAAUUUUCACCCCCAAUAAUCACACUAAUAACUACAGAUUUUUUCUUCCAAGAGUUGCCAUCAUAAGUAUUGAGAAAAAUUUUUUUUGAAUAAUAAUUAAUUACUAAACCUGCUGCCAUUGAUUCCAACUUGUAACGACCCUAUAGGCAGAGUGGAACUGCCCCAUAGGGUUUCCAAGGAGCGACUGAUGAAUUUGAGCUGCCAGCCGUUUGGUUAGCUGUUGAGCUUUUAACCACUGCACCACCAGGGCUCCAAUAAUUUAUUAGGAAGUUUUAAAUUGCUAUCAACCUUCAAGUAUUCUUUUUCUUUCUGAAGCCAUUGGAAUUUUGACUCAGAGAAAAAGCUAGUUAAGAGAUCACUGGUUUUUAUAGACUUUUUUUCCCCCUGGAGGAGUGAAACUUGUUUUAUGGAAAGAAAAGGUGUCCUUAGUUAACAAAUAUUUCCUACCUUGUAUGUUUAACAGCAAACUAUGAAGGUAUAAUUUUAUUUCUUCAGGCCUAUUUUAUAGUUGUUGACCUUAUUUCUUUUAAAUAUGGUGGAUUGAACAUCCUCUUUUACCUUUCUUUCCUCCCACAGUCCCACCGAUACUUUGUAAAGGUUGAAGUAAACCACAAUUCUCAAAAGCAGGAAGAGAUGUUCUUAGUCAAACUAUGUUACAGAGGAGCAAAAUAACUUCAUUAGUUCUGUAACUUUUAUGUGUGCUUGUGUGUGUGUAUGCAGGAAAGGGUAGAAAAUCUGACUUGGGCGUGGAUAGAUCCAGACUUAAAUAAUGUCAUCAGUACUUUUUCUCUCAAUAUUUUUGGCCUUUUUUUUUUUUUAACCUCCCUGUAUUUGCUUCGUUUUCAGCUAUGCAAAUAUGGCUGGCACUCAGAGGAGAGGGGAAUAUAAUAUUUUAGCCAGACGUGGGUUGUUUGGUCAAUCCUGUGGUGGCUGGGAAGGAUCACCCAAACCACAUAGAAUAUGUUCCCCACAAAAAGGAGGGAUUAUGUUGCUAGAAAAAGGGGGCGGGGAGAAAGCACGUUGAGCAGUAAAAUUACAGUUCACAGUCCACUACAGGUACCAUCAGAGGACCAGAAAUUUUGAAGAAGAUAGAAAGAUCACGGAAUCAGAUUGACAGCAAAAUCCCAGAGGAAACUGGAAUCCAAGAUACCAGAGGUGGAGUCUUUCAUUUUGGAUCAAGAUGAUUUGGAAAAUCCAAUGCUGGAAACUGCUUCCAAGUUACUCUUGUCGGGAACUGCUGAUGGCGCAGACCUCAGGACAGUAGAUCCAGAAACACAGGCUCGACUGGAAGCUUUACUAGAAGCUGCAGGAAUAGGCAAAUUGUCCACAGCUGAUGGUAAAGCCUUUGCAGACCCUGAAGUUCUUCGGAGAUUGACCUCGUCUGUUAGUUGUGCGUUGGAUGAAGCUGCUGCUGCACUUACUCGUAUGAGAGCUGAGAGCACAGCAAAUGCAGGGCAGUCGGACAACCGCAGUUUAGCAGAAGCUUGUUCAGAAGGAGAUGUAAAUGCUGUGCGCAAGUUACUCAUUGAAGGACGAAGUGUAAAUGAACACACCGAAGAAGGGGAGAGCCUCCUUUGUUUAGCUUGUUCUGCUGGAUACUAUGAGCUUGCACAGGUUUUAUUAGCAAUGCAUGCAAAUGUGGAAGAUAGGGGAAUCAAAGGUGACAUUACACCUUUAAUGGCUGCUGCUAAUGGGGGACAUGUCAAAAUCGUGAAGCUGCUGCUGGCUCAUAAAGCUGACGUCAAUGCACAGUCUUCAACAGGCAAUACAGCACUUACAUAUGCUUGUGCUGGAGGCUAUGUAGAUGUUGUAAAGGUGCUCUUGGAAUCCGGUGCUAGUAUUGAGGACCAUAAUGAAAAUGGUCAUACUCCUCUUAUGGAAGCUGGAAGUGCUGGACAUGUGGAAGUAGCCAGAUUGCUGCUAGAAAAUGGGGCUGGCAUUAAUACGCAUUCCAAUGAAUUUAAAGAGAGUGCACUUACAUUAGCUUGUUAUAAAGGACACCUAGAGAUGGUGCGAUUUCUUUUGGCAGCAGGCGCGGAUCAAGAGCAUAAAACAGAUGAAAUGCAUACUGCUCUAAUGGAGGCUUGCAUGGAUGGCCAUGUUGAAGUAGCUAGGUUACUUCUUGACAGUGGUGCCCAGGUGAACAUGCCUGCUGAUUCAUUUGAGUCACCGUUGACUUUGGCUGCAUGUGGUGGGCAUGUGGAGCUUGCAGCUUUGCUUAUUGAAAGAGGAGCUAGCCUGGAAGAGGUCAAUGAUGAAGGUUAUACACCAUUGAUGGAAGCAGCUCGUGAAGGACAUGAAGAGAUGGUGGCAUUACUUCUUGGCCAAGGAGCAAAUAUCAAUGCACAGACAGAAGAAACUCAAGAAACUGCCUUGACUCUGGCUUGCUGUGGAGGCUUCCUGGAAGUGGCUGACUUUCUAAUUAAGGCAGGAGCUGAUAUAGAACUAGGCUGUUCUACCCCUUUAAUGGAAGCUGCUCAAGAGGGUCAUUUGGAAUUAGUUAAAUACUUAUUAGCUGCAGGAGCUAAUGUCCAUGCAACCACGGCAACAGGGGAUACAGCACUAACAUAUGCCUGUGAAAAUGGUCAUACUGAUGUGGCAGAUGUCUUACUUCAGGCAGGGGCAGAUCUGGAGCAUGAAUCUGAAGGUGGAAGGACUCCUUUAAUGAAAGCUGCAAGAGCUGGUCAUGUUUGUACUGUUCAGUUCUUAAUUAGCAAAGGAGCGAAUGUGAAUAGAACCACAGCUAAUAAUGACCAUACUGUACUGUCCCUGGCUUGUGCAGGGGGUCAUCUGGCAGUGGUGGAACUACUUUUGGCUCAUGGGGCAGAUCCUACUCACCGUUUAAAAGAUGGUUCAACUAUGUUGAUAGAAGCAGCAAAAGGUGGUCAUACAAGUGUCGUUUGCUAUCUUUUGGACUAUCCAAAUAACUUGUUGUCAGCCCCUCCACCAGAUGUCACUCAGUUAACCCCCCCGUCCCAUGAUUUAAAUAGGGCUCCUCGUGUACCUGUUCAAGCACUGCCCAUGGUUGUCCCACCUCAGGAGCCUGACAAACCACCUGCCAAUGUUGCCACUACUCUUCCCAUCAGGAAUAAAGCUGCUUCUAAACAAAAGUCCAGCAGCCAUUUGCCAGCAAACAGCCAGGAUGUACAGGGUUACAUCACCAAUCAGUCUCCAGAGAGCAUUGUAGAAGAGGCUCAGGGAAAGUUAACAGAACUGGAACAGAGGAUAAAAGAAGCCAUAGAAAAGAAUGCACAGCUGCAGUCCUUGGAACUGGCUCAUGCUGACCAACUUACCAAGGAGAAGAUCGAGGAGCUGAACAAAACGAGGGAGGAGCAAAUUCAGAAGAAACAAAAGAUCUUGGAGGAACUACAGAAAGUAGAAAGAGAAUUACAACUGAAAACUCAACAGCAGCUAAAAAAGCAGUAUCUAGAGGUUAAAGCUCAAAGAAUUCAACUUCAGCAGCAGCAGCAACAGUCUUGCCAACACUUGGGACUACUAACUCCUGUUGGGGUUGGAGAACAGCUUUCUGAGGGAGACUAUGCACGCUUACAGCAAGUGGAUCCCAUUUUGCUUAAAGAUGAACCCCAGCCGACUGUUGCUCAGAUGGGUUUUGCACCAAUCCAGCCUCUGGCGAUGCCUCAAGCUUUGCCUCUGGCAGCAGGUCCCUUGCCUCCAGGGUCCAUCGCAAAUCUUACAGAACUGCAAGGAGUGAUAGUUGGACAGCCAGUACUGGGCCAAGCACAGUUGGCAGGGCUGGGGCAAGGAAUACUGACAGAAACACAACAAGGGUUAAUGGUAGCCAGCCCUGCUCAGACCCUCAAUGACACGCUGGAUGACAUCAUGGCAGCAGUCAGUGGAAGAGCAUCUGCAAUGUCAAACACUCCUACCCACAGUAUUGCUGCUUCCAUUUCCCAACCUCAGACUCCAACUCCAAGUCCUAUCAUCUCUCCUUCAGCCAUGCUUCCUAUCUACCCUGCCAUUGAUAUUGAUGCACAGACUGAGAGUAACCAUGACACAGCGCUGACACUUGCCUGUGCUGGGGGCCAUGAGGAACUGGUACAAACUCUGCUAGAGAGAGGAGCUAGUAUUGAGCACCGAGAUAAGAAAGGUUUUACUCCACUCAUCUUGGCUGCUACAGCUGGUCAUGUUGGUGUUGUGGAAAUAUUGCUGGACAAUGGUGCAGACAUUGAAGCCCAGUCAGAAAGAACCAAGGACACACCACUGUCCUUGGCUUGUUCUGGGGGAAGACAGGAGGUGGUGGAGCUACUCUUAGCUCGAGGGGCAAAUAAAGAACACAGAAAUGUUUCUGAUUACACACCUCUGAGCCUGGCUGCUUCUGGUGGCUAUGUGAACAUCAUCAAAAUAUUACUAAAUGCAGGAGCCGAGAUUAAUUCUAGAACUGGUAGCAAAUUGGGCAUUUCUCCUCUGAUGUUAGCAGCUAUGAAUGGACACACAGCUGCUGUUAAGCUCCUGUUAGACAUGGGCUCUGAUAUAAAUGCUCAAAUAGAAACCAAUCGGAACACUGCCCUUACCUUAGCCUGCUUCCAAGGAAGAACUGAAGUGGUUAGUCUUCUGCUUGAUAGAAAAGCAAACGUUGAACACAGAGCUAAGACUGGCCUCACACCACUAAUGGAAGCUGCCUCUGGUGGAUAUGCAGAGGUGGGCCGAGUUCUUUUGGAUAAAGGUGCUGAUGUUAAUGCCCCUCCGGUGCCCUCCUCGAGAGACACAGCUUUAACCAUAGCAGCAGAUAAAGGGCAUUAUAAAUUCUGUGAGCUUCUUAUUGGCAGGGGAGCUCAUAUUGAUGUGCGUAACAAGAAGGGGAACACUCCGUUGUGGCUGGCAGCAAAUGGCGGACACCUAGAUGUGGUCCAGUUACUGGUACAAGCAGGUGCAGAUGUGGAUGCAGCAGAUAACCGCAAGAUAACUCCUCUUAUGGCAGCAUUUAGAAAGGGUCAUGUGAAGGUGGUACGCUACUUAGUCAAAGAAGUCAAUCAGUUUCCAUCAGAUUCUGAAUGUAUGAGAUACAUAGCAACCAUCACUGAUAAGGAGAUGUUGAAGAAGUGUCAUCUUUGUAUGGAAUCCAUAGUACAAGCCAAAGAUAGACAGGCUGCUGAAGCAAACAAAAAUGCCAGUAUUUUGUUAGAGGAGUUAGACUUGGAAAAGUUAAGGGAAGAAAGCCGGAGGCUGGCUCUGGCUGCCAAAAGAGAAAAGAGAAAGGAGAAGAGAAGGAAGAAAAAGGAAGAACAAAGAAGAAAACUAGAAGAAAUUGAAGCCAAAAAUAAAGAGAAUUUUGAACUCCAAGCUGCUCAAGAGAAAGAAAAACUUAAAGUUGAAGAUGAGCCUGAAGUCUUGACAGAGCCUCCAAGUGCCACAACCACUACUACCAUAGGUAUAUCUGCAACCUGGACAACUUUGGCAGGUUCUCAUGGUAAAAGAAAUAAUACCAUAACUACAGCUAGUUCAAAGAGGAAAAGCAGGAAAAAUAAAAUUACUCCAGAAAAUGUUCAAAUUAUAUUUGAUGAUGAUCCACUACCAAUUUCAUACAGUCAGCCAGAAAAAGUAAACGGCGAAUCCAAGAGCAGCAGCACCAGUGAGAGUGGGGACAGUGAUAAUAUGAGGAUUUCCAGCUGUAGUGAUGAAAGUAGUAACAGCAACAGCAGCCGGAAAAGUGACAAUCAUUCACCAGCUGUGGUCACUACCACCGUGACCAGCAAGAAGCAGCCAUCAGUUCUGGUUACGUUUCCAAAGGAGGAGAGAAAAUCUGUUUCUGGCAAGACUUCAAUAAAAUUGUCAGAGACUAUCAGUGAAGUGACCAGUAAUUCUCUGUCCACUUGCACAAAAUCUGGUCCAUCUCCCCUGUCCUCUCCAAAUGGGAAGUUAACAGUAGCAAGUCCUAAGCGUGGACAAAAGAGGGAAGAAGGAUGGAAAGAAGUUGUAAGAAGGUCAAAGAAAGUAUCUGUUCCAUCGACUGUGAUAUCCAGAGUGAUUGGAAGAGGAGGUUGUAAUAUCAACGCCAUUCGGGAGUUCACUGGUGCACACAUAGAUAUUGAUAAGCAGAAAGACAAGACGGGAGACCGGAUAAUAACUAUAAGGGGUGGCACUGAAUCAACAAGACAAGCAACUCAGUUGAUCAAUGCUCUGAUCAAGGAUCCAGACAAAGAAAUUGAUGAACUUAUUCCAAAGAACCGUUUGAAAAGCUCCUCGGCAAAUUCCAAAAUCGGGUCAUCAGCACCUACCACCACUGCUGCUAACAGUUCCCUAAUGGGAAUUAAAAUGACAACUGUAGCUCUCUCAUCAACAUCUCAAACUGCCACAGCACUCACUGUGCCUGCAAUUUCUUCUGCAUCCACUCACAAAACCAUUAAGAACCCAGUGAAUAAUGUGAGGCCUGGUUUUCCGGUUUCUCUUCCAUUAGCGUAUCCUCCUCCACAGUUGGCACAUGCUUUGCUUGCUCAGACUUUUCAGCAGAUCCGUCCACCAAGGUUGCCCAUGACCCACUUUGGAGGUACUUUUCCACCAGCUCAAUCCACUUGGGGUCCUUUUCCUGUCAGGCCUUUGAGCCCUGCCAGAGCUACUAACUCGCCUAAGCCUCACAUGGUGCCUCGCCAUAGCAAUCAGAACAGCAGUGGUUCUCAGGUGAAUUCAGCAGGUUCUUUAACUUCAAGUCCAACAACUACAACCAGUUCAUCAGCUUCAACGGUGCCUGGUACAUCUACAAAUGGCAGUCCAAGUUCACCUUCAGUCAGAAGGCAGCUCUUUGUUACAGUUGUGAAGACAUCCAAUGCCACCACCACAACAGUCACAACCACAGCAAGCAACAACAGCACUGCACCCACAAAUGCCACAUAUCCUAUGCCUACUGCCAAAGAACACUACCCAGCAUCAUCCCCAUCUUCCCCAUCUCCACCAGCUCAGCCAGGAGGGGUUUCUAGAAACAGCCCAUUGGAUUGUGGAACAGCAUCUCCAAAUAAAGGAGCAUCUUCCUCUGAACAAGAAGCAGGUAGUCCACCAGUAGUAGAAACAGCAAACAGUAGACCUCCAAACAAUAGCAGUUCUUCUGGGAGUUCAUCAGUUCAUUCUACUCAACAGCAGCCUCCGGGAUCUGUUUCUCAGGAGCCAAGGCCACCUCUCCAGCAGUCUCAGGUUCCUGCCCCGGAAGUCAGAAUGACAGUUCCUCCUUUAGCAACAAGUUCUGCUCCAGUGGCGGUGCCUUCUACUGCCCCAGUGACUUACCCUAUGCCUCAGACACAAGUGGGAUGUUCCCAGCCUGCUCCUAAAAUGGAAACCCCUGCUAUUAGACCAACCUCUCAUGGCACAACUGCCCCUCACAAGAAUCCAGCUCCAGUGCAGAAUUCAUCUGUUGCAGUCCUUAGUGUCAAUCACAUUAAAAGACCUCACAGUGUUCCCUCUUCUGUCCAGCUACCUUCAACCUUAAGUACACAAAGUGCUUGUCAGAAUUCAGUACAUCCAGCAAAUAAGCCUAUUGCUCCCAAUUUCAAUGCCCCUUUACCAUUUGGGCCCUUUAGCACGUUGUUUGAAAACAGCCCUACUUCUGCUCAUGCCUUCUGGGGAGGAUCUGUUGUUUCAUCUCAGUCAACACCAGAAUCUAUGAUAUCAGGAAAAUCCUCGUAUUUGCCAAAUUCAGAUCCUUUGCAUCAGCCUGAUACUUCCAAAGCUCCAGGUUUCAGACCACCAUUACAGAGACCCGCUCCAAGUCCCUCAGGUAUUGUCAAUAUGGAUUCGCCAUAUGGUUCUGUAACACCUUCUACACAUUUGGGAAACUUUGCCUCAAACCUUUCAGGAGGUCAAAUGUAUGGACCUGGGGCACCCCUUGGAGGAGCACCCACAGCUGCUAACUUUAACAGACAACAUUUUUCCCCACUUAGUUUGUUGACUCCAUGUUCAUCAGCAUCAAAUGAUUCCCCUGCACAGUCUGUAUCCUCUGGAGUACGUGCACCAUCUCCUGCCCCAUCACAAGUACCAUUAGGGUCAGAAAAGCCCAGCAACGUCUCUCAGGACAGGAAAGUUCCAGUCCCUAUUGGGACUGAACGUUCUGCUCGUAUCAGGCAAACUGGAACUUCAGCUCCAUCUGUUAUUGGGAGUAAUUUGUCCACAUCAGUAGGGCAUAGUGGCAUCUGGUCCUUUGAAGGGAUUGGUGGCAAUCAAGACAAAGUAGACUGGUGUAAUCCCGCGAUGGGAAACCCUAUGAUUCACAGGCCAAUGUCUGAUCCAGGAGUGUUUUCACAGCAUCAAGCAAUGGAGCGAGAUAGUACAGGAAUUGUAACUCCUUCUGGUACAUUCCAUCAGCAUGUUCCUGCAGGAUACAUGGACUUCCCUAAAGUUGGGGGUAUGCCUUUUUCUGUGUAUGGGAAUGCAAUGAUUCCUCCAGUAGCACCAAUCCCUGAUGGUGCUGGAGGACCCAUAUUUAACGGCCCUCAUGCUGCAGACCCCUCUUGGAACUCACUGAUCAAGAUGGUUUCCAGCUCCACGGAAAAUAACGGCCCUCAAACGGUGUGGACUGGACCCUGGGCACCUCACAUGAAUAGUGUGCAUAUGAACCAGCUUGGCUGACGAAGAUCAGCUUGUAGCCUGCAGAUCCUUUUCAUUCAGAGGAAAUCACAAGUGGCCGAAAAAAAUUUAUGCUCCCAAAUCAUUCUACUGAUGUGCUUGACUGAAGUGUGUAGGCUUUUUGCAGAAGAACUUACUAACUGACCUAUUUUCUGUGAACAUUUGUGACUGCCCAUUCCCCAUCAUCAUCCGUUUUACCUUAGUUAGCAUUUUUCUUAUCAUUUUUCUUUUUUUCUUUCCCUCUUCCCCUUUGGACAUAACUUUCUGUUGAAGCUGUUCUUUGGCUGGUUGGUUUUAGUACUGUAAACUGCUUCUGAGCAAACACGGAAAUUUAGCAAAAUUAUGUAAACUUGAUCCUGAAGUUUUAGAAUGGCAAAUAAAUGUACAAUUGUUUACAUAACAGAAGAGGCUAAGCAGAAAGUAAAUUUCAAUAUGUCAGUAUAGAGGCUCUACUUUCUGUAGACUUAAAUUAAUGUGAGAUAUGUACCUUCAUAUUCAGAAAUCUGGAUGUUUCCUUCAUACAUUAAACUAUUAAUAAGCAUAACUUUUCUACUUGUGUAAUUUAAGGAUAAAGUAAAAAAACAUGGGCAUUAUCAGUGGGUGUUUCCCUAUGUUGGUUUCUAAAAUACCCAACUUGUUCUCUUUUGGGUUUUUUUUUUUUUUUUUAGCAAGGCACACAUAGAAGGAAUUUCCCACUUUUCCAUGUCUUAUUACCUUUUCAUACUUUAAACAUCAUACACACUUCUCUCUUCAGCUUUUUCUCUCUUCACUAUUACCACUAAUACCAGUAAAAUUCUCUUGCUGACAGUGAAACAAUUCUGUAAACAUUUCCACUAUAAUGGCUGCUACACAGAGAGAGAGAGAGCACCUUCAUUGUUAACCUUAAAAUGUUUAGACUUUGAAAGUUUCCAAAGCCACUUCUGGUUCCCAGUAAUACAGAAACUCUUAAUAGGUUGUUUAUUAUUAAAUAAUUCAGUGUAACAUUUUAUAUUGGAUAAUAUUGAUUCUUAACAUUGGCUUUCCAGGAAUCAGGUCAGCAUAAAAAUUCCAGUUUUUAGUAACUUAGUAGAAAGUAUCUAAGUUUCUUUUAUCUCCAAUCUUAGAGACUUCUUGUUCUCCACACGUGUAUAUUAUCAGUGAAAAGGAUCAGCAGCUAACCCAGGCAAAUAAAAGAAAUUUUGCAUUUGGCAUUAAGACAAUGUAUUAUAGAUACAUGAAUACAUGAUGAUAAUACAAAGUCUCCAUUUAACCUGUUUAUAUAAGGUACAGGGCCACACUAAACUACUCAGUGAGAUUUAUAUAUUCCAUCCACUUGAAACAAUAAACAGUAAUGUAUCCAAGAAGAA
Messenger RNA from Loxodonta africana (African savanna elephant), 17602 nucleotides. RefSeq names its product ankyrin repeat domain 17 (gene ANKRD17). Gene Ontology annotation, molecular function: protein binding; RNA binding. Gene Ontology annotation, biological process: innate immune response. Lineage: Eukaryota; Metazoa; Chordata; Mammalia; Proboscidea; Elephantidae. The coding region runs from base 8886 to 16259 and encodes 2457 amino acids. The transcript has 34 exons. The record is from RefSeq and is a predicted model, not a curated record. Gene Ontology annotation, cellular component: cytoplasm; nucleus.